AUGCCCACGCCUCCCGUUACGCCCGUCAAAGGCGCAACGACCGAAACCCCAGUCUCCUCACACGAUCAAAGUAACACGAUGCUCUUCGACUUUUCUCGCAUCGACUACGAGCUCGACCGUGCCCGACUAAUAGGAUCCGGAUUAUGGAGCUCGGUGUAUCUCGCGGAAUCCCUUCCAAUCUCCCCUCCACCGUCUUCCCGCGAUUCCCUUACUCCUCCAAGCACUCCGAACCGACAUCAUGCCACCUCAGUCAGCAGUGUGGUAGCUGUGAAAUGUCCAGCCCGUCCAGACGCAAAAUCGGUAUUCGAACAUGAAGCUCGGAUCCUGAAUCACCUCCACUCUGCGCCCAGAGUAAACGAGCACAUCGUCGCGUUCCAUGGACUCGACCCGCGGAACUCGAACCUCGUGUUUGAAGGCGUGAUAGGAGGCUCUCUUGAAGAUCUCUCCGGUCGUCUCAACGUCGUGACAGAGCUAUCCCGACAUCUUGAGGUCAGACAACUCUUCCCGGGACUAGCUAGAGAUCUGAUCGCGGGUCUGCACUUCCUCCACAGCAUGCGAGUCGUGCACGCCGACAUCAAACCCGCCAACAUCCUACUCGACAUCGUUGAUACCGGUCGCCAGGAUCCCGUCCUGAGAGCACGUUACAUUGAUUUCUCCGCUUCCUUCCUCCUCGACGAGGACAACAGCAAGCUCAACGCCGGAGCAACGUGGGACUUCAUGGCGCCCGAGCAACUUCGCAUCCAGAAAGAACUCAACCAACCUACCUUUGCAAGCGACGUCUGGGGUCUGGGCAUUACACUUCUCUACAUCAUCGUCGGUGGCUCGCCGUACAAAGCUGCGUGUGGCACCAACCUUUUCAUGCUUAGGGAGGCGAUCAAGUCGGGUGAUCCAUUAGGAUUUGCACGCAUGGACCCCGCGGUAGAUAAGCGGUUGAAGGCGUGUCAAGAUUUUGUAGACUGCUGUCGGCUGGCGCUACAAAAGGAUCGGGAGCGGAGGUGUACGGCUGAAGGGUGGGCGGAAUGGCUUGAGCAGCAGGAGUUUGAGACAAGCGAUGGCGCGAGUAGUCCAUAG
Neohortaea acidophila is the source of this 1071-nucleotide messenger RNA. Its product is annotated as kinase-like domain-containing protein. NCBI's taxonomy places the organism in Eukaryota, Fungi, Ascomycota, Dothideomycetes, Mycosphaerellales, Teratosphaeriaceae. Gene Ontology annotation, cellular component: cytoplasm. Gene Ontology annotation, molecular function: ATP binding; protein serine/threonine kinase activity. The coding region runs from base 1 to 1071 and encodes 356 amino acids. The transcript has a single exon. The record is from RefSeq and is a predicted model, not a curated record. Gene Ontology annotation, biological process: autophagy; peptidyl-serine phosphorylation.